CGGGGGGGGUUGAUGGUGUAUUGUGUUGUAAGGCACAGGCACAGUUGAUAGUAGGCCUUACAUGAGACCAUGAGUUGGGCAUGACCCAGGAAUGCGAAAGUCCACAUACAACAACGGGAUGUCGAAGAUGUGGAGCAAUAAUGGAUGAAAUGCCAACAAGGAUUCCACCAAACAGUACUUCCAGUUAUAAUUCACUGAAUCCAGAGGGGUUGGAUCCUCAAACGCCUGGAAGCAAAGCCAAGCAAUCCACAAUAAGAGAAGGAUCAACAACAUCUGGUAAAAAAAUCCGUAUGAAGCCAGUUUAUUUCUGGAAUGUGAAUGAUGUGAAUAAAUGGAUGAAGAAAUGUUGUCCAGUCCACUACAAUCGUUACGGUGUCACAUUCCAGGACAAUGAAAUAACAGGACGUGCUCUCCUCCGACUGAAUGAUAAUAAACUUCGAAGACUUGGCAUUGUGGAGAAUACUGACAGAGAUGAAUUAUUACACUACAUUCACCAUCUUCGGAUCAAAUUUGAGUCAUAUGAAUUCAAGAAUAUGGAUCAAGAUGUAAAAAGCUGAUGCAGUUAGCCAGGGCAGACCUGUCCAUCUGUUCUACUGGUGCCAUAUGAACUGGAAAUAUGUGUCCAUCAUCUCUUGGGUCAUUCAUUCAUCAUGAGGACCUUCACAGAAUCCACGUUGUAUUCACUGGAAUUUGAUGCUAUGAAUGGAACAAAAUCCGCCAUGUAGCAUUUUCGAAACUAAUUUGAAGCCUGUGGUCAAACUGGUGCCUUUGUUUUGUCCAGAAGUCAGAUGAGUGUUGGAUAGUCAAAAUUUGCAGGCCCACCGAUGUCAUACCCUGGAAUCAUUUUAUGUAGUCAUUGCUUUACCUGUGUAACUGUCACAGUCUUUGAAAUGUUACUUAGCUCGCCCAGUUCAUCACUAUUAUUAUGUUCCAUUUAUGCUUCUUCAUCAUCUUGGGUGUUACUUGGGACAAAUGUCAUAAGUGACUCAAGUGUUUAUGUAACAGAAUGCAAGAAAACCCUUGCCAAUCCCUACCGUUCUCCAUUUACUUGUAUCAAAAGAGAGUCGAGAGAGGAGACUGUAGCUGUCACCUCCUUCCCAAAAAUGGACAUAUUCUAUUUGAGUGAACACCUUUUAGAACAAACUAAGGACAUUUCAUUAUUCCUAUUUUCUUGCAUGAUUGUAAGGAGGGGUUCAACUGCAUUCUUUUAAGCUGUGCAAUAAUUUGAAAUUUAUAUAUCUGUUUGUCACUUGAUUGUAAAUAAAUGUGCCAAGACUAUUAA
Lineus longissimus is the source of this 1282-nucleotide messenger RNA. Its product is annotated as protein aveugle-like. The transcript has 6 exons. Gene Ontology annotation, biological process: cell surface receptor protein tyrosine kinase signaling pathway. The record is from RefSeq and is a predicted model, not a curated record. NCBI's taxonomy places the organism in Eukaryota, Metazoa, Nemertea, Pilidiophora, Heteronemertea, Lineidae. Gene Ontology annotation, cellular component: cytoplasmic side of plasma membrane. Gene Ontology annotation, molecular function: protein binding. The coding region runs from base 81 to 557 and encodes 158 amino acids.